UCCGCUGCCACCCGGAAGUUCACUGAGGUCCCAUCUCCCGUGCACUUCCGUCGUUCGUCCACCUGCGGCCUGUGAGGCGGUGGGGCCGCAGGGGACUUGGGCCGGGAACGGACAUGAAGUGAAAUGGCUGGGUCAUUGCCAGUCUGACCUGCAGACCCUGAGCGACAGAUGAAUGGAUUACUCUGACACAAAGUUUGCUGUGAAAGAGAGGCCUAAGGACUCAGUGGCCUUUGAGGAUGUUAAUGUGGAGUUUACCAUAGAGGAGUGGGCUUUCCUGGAUCCCACCCAGAAGAAAUUCUACACAGAUGUGAUGCUGGAAAUCUUCUGGAACUUGGCAUCAGUAGCAUGUAUUUUAGAAGAAGAAGGUGAAGACAAUGACACUGAAGAUAAAUAUGAAUAUCAUGGGAUGAAUCUUAGCAGUCAUACGGUAGAGAGAGUCUGUACACAGAAGGAUGGUAUUCGAUGCAGAGAAAACUUCAGGCAGAUUCCAAAUCAUAAUGAAGAGAGGGAAACAACUACUGAAAUAAAACAACCUAAAGUCACCUUGUGUAGGCAAAUAUUCAUGCUUUACUUAUCCUUGAAUAAUCACCUGAGCUCUCACAUUGGACCCAGACUAUGUCAAGAAUAUGAAGAAAACCCUUAUGAAUGUAAGGAAGCUGAGAAAGCUUUCAGGCAUUACCACAAUAUUCGAAUCAAUGAAGGCAGUCCCUGUGGGAAAGCUUUCUACUAUUCAACCUCCCUUAGAAAUCAUGAAAGAACUCAUACUGGGGAAAGACGCUAUGAAUGUAAAGUUUGUGGUAAAGUUUUCUCUUAUUCAACUUCCCUCCAAAAUCAUAAAAGAACUCAUACCGGGGAAAAACCGUAUGAUUGUAAACAAUGUGGAAAAGCCUUUUUUACUCUACGUGCCUUCCGAUAUCAUGAAAGAAUUCAUACUGGGGUAAAACCCUAUGAAUGUAAGCAAUGUGGGAAAGCUUUCAUGGUUCUAAGUACCCUCCAACGUCACGAAAGAAUUCAUACUGGGGAAAAACCCUAUAAAUGUAACUAUUGUGGCAAAACUUUCACUAAUGUAUCUUCUGUCCAUUGUCAUGAAAGAAUUCAUACUGGGGAAAAACCCUAUGAAUGUAAGCAAUGUGGGAAAGCUUUCCUUGCUCUAGGUGCCCUCCGAUAUCAUGAAAGAAUUCAUACUGGGGAAAAACCUUAUAAAUGUAACCAUUGUAGUAAAGCUUUCUCUUAUGCAUCUUCCCUCCGAUGUCAUGAAAGAACUCAUACUGGGACAAAACCCUAUGAAUGUAAGCAAUGUGGGAGAGCUUUCUUUGCUCUAGGUGCCCUCCAACGUCAUGAAAGAAUUCAUACUGGGGAAAAACCCUAUGAAUGUAAGCAUUGUGGCAAAACUUUUGCUAAUGUAUCUUCUGUCCAUUGUCAUGAAAGAAUUCAUACUGGAGAGAAACCCUAUGAAUGUAAGCAAUGUGGGAAAGCUUUUGUUGCUCUAAGUAACCUCCGACAUCAUGAAAGAAUUCAUACUGGGGAAAAACCCUAUAAAUGUAAGUAUUGUGGCAAAUGUUUCGCUAAUGUAACUUCCCUUAAAUGUCAUGAAAGAAUUCAUACUGGGGAAGAACCCUAUAAAUGUAAGUAUUGUGGUAAAGCUUUCUCUUCUCUAACUUACCUCCAAUGUCAUGAAAGAAUUCAUACUGGGGAAAAACCCUAUGAAUGUCAGCAAUGUGGAGAGGCUUUUUGUCUUUCCCAAUCUCUUAGAAGUCAUAAAAAUAUGCAUGCUGGGGGGAAAUCCUAUGAAUGUAAGCAGUGUGGGAAAGCUUUUGUUACUCUAGACACCCUCCAACAUCAUGAAAGGACUCAUGCUGGGGAAAAACCCUAUGAAUGUCAGCGGUGUGGGAAAGACUUCAGCUGUGCCUCACAUCUUCAAAGACAUAAAAGAACUCACAAUGGAAAGAAGACUCAUGAAUAAGAAAUGAGGUAAACUGUGUUUUGCCAACCCUUUUCUCUUAGUGGAGAGAAACCACAUCAAUGCAAGGAAUGUGGUAAAGCCUUCAGCAUCCCAACUGGUUUUCACAGACAUUUGAAAAUAAAAUGUAUUGAUAAACACUGUUAAUGUAAAGAAUAGCCAAGAGCCUUCAUUUCUCUCUCAGUUGUGCCAUCAUGUAUGGAUUAUCAUAUUGGAGAUGGACCCUAGAAAUGUAAGAGUGUUAGAAAACAUUCGUUUCUUCCAUUUUAUUGUAAAGGAUGAAAGAGAAGGCCUGUCAAGUAAAGAGAAAGCCUGCCAAGUAAAGAUUGUAGAAGAGCUUUUGGCCAUCCUAGUUCUUUACAAAAUCAUGAAGGGACUCACCCAACAAUAAAUGUACGAACAUAAGGAAUGUUGGUGAGCCUUUCUUGGACAUGUAAGAAUGCACCUGAAGAAGUAAUGUAAAUGUAUAUAGAAGGUGGGAAAGCCUUCAGCUGUCCCUUUUCAUUGGAAAGGUCAUAAAAAAAAAAACCCUCAAAAUUGAGAAUUGUAUUUAAUGUAAAAAUGUAGGAAAACCAUCAUGUUGCUUUAUGUCCCUGCAAUAAUACAAUGUGAAAAUGUACAUUGGAUAGAUACUGUAUAAUUGCCUAUUU
Molecule: messenger RNA, 2610 nt
Organism: Pipistrellus kuhlii (Kuhl's pipistrelle)
Lineage: Eukaryota; Metazoa; Chordata; Mammalia; Chiroptera; Vespertilionidae
Product: zinc finger protein 791-like
Exons: 7
Coding region: 173-1963 (596 amino acids)
Biological process (GO): regulation of DNA-templated transcription
Source: RefSeq, a predicted model, not a curated record